AUGAUUAUCUCCCCGGUUUGGGUUGUGGCUUUUGCCCUUCAGCCGCUGCUGAGCACAGCAGUACCAGUCCCUGAGCCUGCGCCAUCACCGCCAGGAAUCCCCUCUUCAUCUACAGCCAAGAGCGAGCUAGCGGGGUUGACCGUUGCCGCUCAAGGAUCACAAGACGGCUAUGAUCGCGACAAAUUCCCGCACUGGAUCACUACAAAUGGCUGUACCACACGCGAAAGUGUACUUAAGCGUGAUGGAGUGAACGUGGUAACAAGCUCCAGCUGUGCUGCCACUAGUGGCUCGUGGUAUUCGCCGUAUGACGGCGCAACUUGGACAGCAGCGAGCGAUGUCGAUAUCGACCAUCUCGUGCCACUGUCAAAUGCGUGGAAGUUUGGAGCGUCUAGUUGGACCACGGCAGAUCGUACAGCCUUUGCAAACGACCUGGUGAAUCCCCAGCUUCUGGCAGUCACCGAUAGCGUGAACUCCCAGAAGAGUGAUGAUGGACCGGAAGUUUGGAAGCCUUCACUCACAUCCUAUCACUGCACGUAUGCUAAGAUGUGGGUGAAGGUGAAAUCAGUUUAUAAGCUCACUAUCACUUCUGCCGAGAAGGUUGCGCUGACUGACAUGCUCAACACCUGCUGA
Penicillium arizonense is the source of this 630-nucleotide messenger RNA. Its product is annotated as HNH endonuclease family protein. The coding region runs from base 1 to 630 and encodes 209 amino acids. Lineage: Eukaryota; Fungi; Ascomycota; Eurotiomycetes; Eurotiales; Aspergillaceae. The record is from RefSeq and is a predicted model, not a curated record. The transcript is spliced from 4 exons.